AUGCCUUGUCUUGGCUCGUCUUUUCAUUACGGAGACACAUCAGUCUUUGAUGCGUACACGGGAACUGCCGUACAUGACUUUCUGAAUGGCCUAAUGCAAUUCUUCUCCCUGUGUUGGGUGUUUACUCUAGAACCUCUUCGUGCUCUAUUUCAUGUUCCAAAGCCUUGUCCUAUUCAGAUUCCACGCAUUUGCAUUUUUAGUCAACUGUGCCGGCAAGGGACUAUGGAAGGGAGCAGUGGCAUCCCUAAACCACUCCUGCUCUCCUACAUCUAUCACUCAUACCUGAGAUACAACACCGUCUUGACCCCCCCUGCACAACUACCUUCUGCUCUGUGCCUCAUCAAAAACUCAAUUCACAAGUCGUUCUCAGCCCAUUGUCGAAGGGACCAGAACGUAUCCCUGAUAACAGCUUCACCAAAGCUUCACCUUGAAAAUCCAGCAUCUUACACUUGCUCUGUGGCCGCUACACGUUCAGGGUGUCAUGGUGUAGGAAUGGCAGAGCCAGCAGGCUUCAUUUGUAUAAGAGAGUCCAACCCUUUUGAAGAAGGGCUUCGCCAAUCUGAUCUUGUCAUUAUGAUAUUUUUCUUGCAUCCCGCCAAAGCUUUAUACCCAUACCACAGUCCUUGUGACUAUAGUUCCUCUGAGCGCCAAUGCCCCCAAGCAUUACACUUCGCUGCUACAAAAACGGCAGCUCAAUUUUCCUCUCUGUCCACUCACCCACACGAGCUGACAGGAAUUUCACAAGCGGGAUAUGUUUACGAUGAGGGAAGUAGAACACACCUCCAUAUGUUUGUCCUUGCCGGUUCAACUCCUCUAAGCUGCCAGGCUGUCAUACAAUCUCAUAUGUCUGACCUGCCUCUUCUGCUUGUACAGUUCUGGGACAUUGUGCACUGCCUCCCCUGUGCCUGUUCUGUGAUGACCAUCGACAGAACAUCCUCUGCACCGUAA
Molecule: messenger RNA, 948 nt
Organism: Laccaria bicolor S238N-H82
Lineage: Eukaryota; Fungi; Basidiomycota; Agaricomycetes; Agaricales; Hydnangiaceae
Exons: 14
Coding region: 1-948 (315 amino acids)
Source: RefSeq, a predicted model, not a curated record